GGAGGCGUGGCCGACAAUUAGGUCACAUGGACGAGCCCACGAUGUCGAACAUUUAGUUCUCCUGCCUGACUGGAGAGUCACACAACACACUGGAGCUGCACCGACCUGGACGUCUCUCUCUCCAUCACUCAGACCUGCAAGAUUAGUCACAGAAAACCCCAAAAACUCCUGAUAUGAGCACGCAUUGAUUUUGUUUUUCCUCAGUGAGAUUUUGCAAAACAGUUGCAUCCUCUGUUGCAGAAUUUGUGUCCUUUUUUCAGUCCUUUUUUUUCCUCUCCCCACUCGAUCUGAUGCCUGAGGACAUGGGGACAACCAAGCCUGGAGGCGUCAUCGCCUACAUUUCCUCCGGCUCGGCCUCCAGCCCGGAGUACUGUAUGAUGAGCGCCAGCCCCGGCCGAGGCUCCCUCUCCACGCCGCAGCCGGUCGCCCGCGCGUCGCUGCCCAGCCGUGCCGUGGGCAUGGUGGUGGACAUCUCACCGCCGGCCAAGAACGGCAACCAGCGCGGAGGCCACGGCGCCGAGAAGGCCGGGCGCUCCUCCACAUCGUCCAAGAGCAGCAUCACCAAAAUUAACGGCAUGGUGCUGUUGUGCAAGGUGUGUGGUGACGUGGCGUCGGGCUUCCACUAUGGCGUCCACGCCUGCGAGGGCUGCAAGGGCUUCUUCAGGAGGAGCAUCCAGCAGAACAUCCAGUACAAGAAGUGUCUCAAGAUGGAGAACUGCACCAUCAUGAGAAUCAACAGGAACCGCUGCCAGCAGUGUCGUUUCAAGAAGUGUCUGUCCGUCGGCAUGUCCAGAGAUGCUGUCAGAUUUGGUCGCAUCCCAAAGAGGGAGAAGCAGAGGAUGCUGCUGGAGAUGCAGAACGCCAUGAACAACAUGAUGAGCAACAACAGCCAGCUGCACAGCAUGCUGCACGGCCACCAGAGCCCGCCGCUGCCCAUGGACGCCAUGACCAGCGACGCCGGCUCCUCGCCUUCGUCCUCCUCCACCUCCUCAUCCGCUCCCGACUCCCCGUCAUGCUCCAACCCUUCCUCCCCUCAGUGCCCCCGGGACUCUGAGUCCGUGGUUUCCAUGGACACCAACUCCAGCUCCGCCUCCUCCUGCGCGUCGGACAGCGGCGAGGACGAUGGCGUCACGGUCACCGAGAGGAGGCGGCGGCACAGAGACGCCCUCGCGUACAGCCAGCGGGGGUCGGCGUGUCAGGGCCAGGCCUUGCCCUCGUCGGGGACGGUCGCCGUGGAGACGGGGUGCGACAGCCGCGUGGAGCCGCAGCAGGAGAGCUGGAGCUGCUGGAACAACAACGUAGUUUACCAGAGCGGUUCUUACAGUAACGGGCAGCACGUCGCCAACGCUGCUUACAGGGAAGAGAGGAGCGUUCAUCACCAGCAACAGCAGCUCAACAGCGCCCCCAGCUGUAAACCAUCAGAAGACGCUCAAAGGCAGCACGGCUUCAACACACAAACCGCCACAACCGGUCACAAUGGACCAACCAGCUGCGUAAACAAUAGAUCACACUUGGUCUGUCCCAUGAACGCAUCGCCCUACGUUGACCCCCGCAAGCCGAGCCAGGAGGUCUGGGAAGAGUUCUCCAUAAGCUUCACUCCGGCCGUGCGGGACGUGGUCGACUUCGCCAAGAGGAUUCCAGGCUUUCGCGACCUCCCCGAGCACGACCAAGUCGGCCUGCUGAAAGCCGGGACUUUUGAGGUGCUGAUGGUCCGAUUCGCCUCUCUGUUCAACGUGGCCGAGCGCACGGUGACCUUCCUGAGCGGCAAAUGCUACAGCCUGGACACACUGCGGGCGCUGGGUGCCGGCGAGCUGCUCAACUCCAUGUGCGAGUUUAGCGAGAAGCUGGCGGCGCUGGGGCUCGACGCCGACGAGAUGAGCCUUUUCACGGCCGUCGUGCUCGUCUCAGCCGAUCGCUCAGGGAUUCAGGACCUGAACGCGGUCGAGGCCCUGCAGGACAAACUGAUCCGGGGUCUGCGAAACCUGGUGAUGCAGAACCACGGCGAGGAGUCAGCCACCACCUUCACCAAGCUGCUGCUCAAGCUCCCCGAGCUGCGUUCGCUCAACAACAUGCACUCGGAGGAGCUGCUCUCCUUCAAGGUGCACCCGUGAAAGAAAGAAAAAAAAAAAAAAAAAAAAAAAAGCUUCUUCCACCUCAUCCACACACACAAACCCACCUCCACCUGGACCUGCCUCUCACUACGCCCUCCACACCCGACCAACCCAGUUGCGUGUUCGUUCCUAGAAUGUAUUCAAAGUUAUAUUUUAUUCAAGUAGACAUGGAGAGGGAAGAAUAUAAGAUUUACUGUAUUUAUGGAGAUCACAAAAAAAGUGCAUGUGUGUCGGAGAGAUUCUGAGGGCGCUUUUUUAUAUUUUCCCCCGAAAGAACGAAGAGCACUUGGCUUCAUGAAAUGAUGUGUGUAAAAACCAUGUAGUCCAUCCGAAAGCCAUUUAGUUCCAAAGUGUGUACUCUGAGGAGCGGGUGAGUGUGAGAGACAGUAUAAACCGGACACACCGCAUGCUUUGUUUGGUCCAAUAUUUUUGACUGACGUCGGUCCGAGGACGGAAAGCUGUCAGAAAAUGUGUCGACGAAUGUGUGACGACCGCUGCUAAUGCAUGGCUGUACUUAAUGCAAACUGUUAUUACUUGGAUCUUCUCCCCCCCCUCUCUCAGAAAGCAUCAGUUCGCAGUUUCACUGUAUAUAGUCUCGAACUUUAUCUUUUUAUUUAAAUUUUAUUUUUUUUAAUGUUUUAUGUAAACUGCCUGUCUGGUGAUUUUUCUGGGGGAGUCGGGUGACGCCAUAUAUUUUUUUUCAUCAACACUACAUUUGCACAUGUUCUGGAGCAGAAAGAAAAACAAGUAACAUGUAAAGGCUCCAUGUAGACAUUGUCACACGUGUUUCUGCUGUUUUACCCACUUUUUUUUAUUUUUUAUUGAGCUUUGUGUGCUUUCAGCAUAGCACUGAAUUUGAUGCGUUUGUCAUCCAUUUUGUUGAAAUAUCUGUUUCUUCAACUGGCAACAUUGCCGCAUGUAAAUAACUAUAUAAAUAUAUAUAUAUAUAUAUAUAUAUAUAUAUAUAAAUAUCGGAUGAACAUAGAAUAUAAAUAUGAUUAUAGUAUGAAUAAAUACAGGUGA
Molecule: messenger RNA, 3134 nt
Organism: Anoplopoma fimbria (sablefish)
Lineage: Eukaryota; Metazoa; Chordata; Actinopteri; Perciformes; Anoplopomatidae
Gene: nr1d2a
Product: nuclear receptor subfamily 1, group D, member 2a
Exons: 8
Coding region: 291-2111 (606 amino acids)
Biological process (GO): cell differentiation; negative regulation of transcription by RNA polymerase II; hormone-mediated signaling pathway
Molecular function (GO): nuclear receptor activity; zinc ion binding; RNA polymerase II cis-regulatory region sequence-specific DNA binding
Source: RefSeq, a predicted model, not a curated record